AAAAACAGAAUUCCCCAUCUAAAUCAAUCCUUCUCUGUUCUAUCUCUGCUUCUCUGAGUUCUUCCUUCUUCCUUCCAAUUUCUUCCAAAAUCCUCACGAAUCCUCCAUUGUUGCGGUACAAAGCUAGGGUGUCGUGACAAAUUGAUAUCAGAGCAGUUAAUCCUGGAGAAGCCACGCUAUACCUCUCGUUUGCAGCUUCAGGUGGAGGCUAUGGAGAAGCAAAAUAUUGAUUUCGGCAAGGUGCUGGGUGAGAUCCAGGAGUCCUUGGUGUUGCUGAAUCGAGCUCAAGUGGAUACGCAGGCCUCCAUCGUCAAGCUGGAUCAAGGCGUGAGUGCUUGGAGACCACAAGUGGAGGCGGCUGUGCAGGAUCUGCGUGACGAAGUUGGUGACCUUCGUCAGCAGGUGGAUCUUCUGAACAAGGCGAAACAAGCUCCACCGGCGGCGUCUUCCCCUUGGGUCCUGUUGACGGGCAAGGAAAGGAAGGCCCCGUUGCUGCCUACGCCGACGGCUACCUCACCAGCAGCUGUGGCGGAGGGUGCAGAGAAAUGGGCCAACGGCCACCGUCUUCAUCAAAAUUUCUGGGGAAAGGCAUCGGGUGUAGUUACUACCCUGAUCCAUUCUCCGGGCAAGGGUACGUCUGAUUCCAACCGAAUUCCCUUUCGAUCCUUGGAGAAUUUCGAUUUGGAUGGGGGGGCGAGUGAUUUUGACCAGGGAAAUCGGCAGUACAAUCAUAGAGUUCCUAAACUUGAUUUCCCUAAGUUUGAUGGAUCAGACCCGCAGGAUUGGCUUAUGAGAUGUGAGCAUUACUUUGAUGUGAACAACACUUAUCCAGGGUUAUGGGUGCGGGUUUCAACUAUCUAUUUCAUUGGUAGAGCAGCUUCCUGGCUUAGGUCUUCUAGGGCUCAUGUUCGUUUCCCUAUUUGGGAGGAUUUCUGUGUGGCAGUAGCUAACAAAUUUGAUAGGGAUCAACAUGAUGAAUUGAUUAGACAAAUGGAUACAAUUAGGCAGACAGGGACUGUGUGGGAGUUUUAUGAGAAAUUUGAUGAGUUGAUGAAUCACCUGUUAGCUUAUGACCCAGCAGUGAGUAUGAGAUAUCUUAUCCAUAGGUUUACUGAGGGUUUAAGACGGGAUAUUCGUAAUGCUGUCCUCCUGCAACGACCUCGAGACCUCGAAACUGCUCUUGCUAUUGCUACUUUAUAGGAAGAAGUGGCGGAAUCGUCGGGUGGACAUUCAACUCGUGAAUUGAAGAAAUUUGAUGGCCAAGUGAAUAAUAGAUCUUCUCUGAAAGGGGCUUGGCCAUUACCUCAACCUCCUGGACGAGUAGUUGGGGGUAAUCGCACUGAAGAUCGUCUGGGUACUGAACCACAUCGCUCGACCUCUUCUUCGUCAGACAAAAUUUCAGCUCUCAAGGCACAACGGCGUGCACAAGGACUUUGUUAUAUCUGUGCUGAAAAAUGGUCUCCUACACAUAAAUGCUCUACUUCAGUGCAACUGCAUGCAGUUCAAGUGCUUUUCAGUAUUUUACAUGAAACUGACAGUACUCUUGAUGAUGAGCCAGCAGUUUCUCCCACUGGUACAUUGAUGGCAAUAUCUCUUCAAGCAGUAUUGGGUUCAGAAACUGAUGGCACCAUGUGAAUGGUAGGUCAGAUUCAAGGGCUGGAGAUUCUCAUCUUGGUAGAUUCGGGCAGUUCUGUGAGUUUUCUGAAUUCUACCAUUGCUGACAAUCUAAAGAAUGUUCAGAGAAAACCUCAACAAAUUUCGGUUCAAGUGGCUAAUGGAAAUAUCUUGCAUUGUACUUCUGCCAUUACUAAUUGUCAAUGGAGCACUCAGGGGUAUGUGUUUAAUACAACUCUCAGGGUUCUUUCUCUUAACAGUUAUGACUUGAUUUUGGGCAUGGACUGGUUGACAGAGCAUAGUCCCAUGACAGUGAACUGGGCCACCAAACAGCUUACUGUCUCACUGAAAGGACAAUUUAUUCUGUUACAAGGAAUUAAUUCCCAGGUUUCUCAGUGUAACUUACUGCUUGGCCAUCAAAUGAAACAGCUGCAAGCUAGACAGGCAGUGGCUCAUCUUGUUCAGUUAUGUGUCUCUCAUAGUAAUAUAGAGCAGGAGUUUAUUCCAGACAGUGUGCAGCAAGUGCUUCAGGAAUUCUCUGGUAUCUUUGAUGAACCAUCUGGUUUACCUCCUUCCCGAUCAUUUGAUCACACUAUUCCUCUGCUGCCUGGGGCUCAACCUGUUAGUGUGCGACCCUAUCGUUACACCCCUGCCCAAAAGGAUGAGAUAGAAUCAGAGGUUACUGAGAUGUUGGAUAAGGGAAUAAUUCAGCCUAGCGCAAGCCCAUUCUCUUCUCCAGUGCUGUUAGUUAAGAAAAAAGAUGGCACGUGGCGGUUUUGUGUGGACUACCGUCAUUUGAAUGCAAUUACUGUCAAGAAUAAGUAUCCCCUCCCUAUUAUCGAUGAAUUGCUUGAUGAGUUAUCGGGUGCACAGUGGUUUACCAAGCUUGAUCUUCGAUCGGGUUAUCAUCAAAUACGAAUGAAUUCUGCCGAUGAGCAUAAGACUGCUUUCCGUACUCACCAUGGUCACUUUGAAUUCAAAGUGAUUCCCUUUGGUCUUACUAGUGCUCCAGCCACCUUUCAAGGGGUGAUGAAUAGCAUUUUGUCCUCGCUCUUGCGGCGCUGCGUCUUGGUUUUCAUCGACAAUAUUCUGAUCUAUAGCCGCUCGUUGGAGGAACAUGUUAAGCAUUUGAGGGCUGUUUUUCAGAUUCUCGCUCGGCAUCAGCUCAAAGUCAAGAAGAGUAAAUGCUCAUUUGCACAACAGCGGUUAUCGUAUCUGGGUCAUGUCAUUAGUCCAAAUGGAGUGGCCACGGAUGAGGAGAAAAUUCAGGCUGUGCAAAUGUGGCCCACACCUACCUCUAUGUCACGCCCAGAAAUUCCCGAAUAGAAUUCCAAGCAGAAUGUGCAUUAAAAUCCCCGUCCAGGACCGGCCGGGGUACACAAACGACAAUGUUGACAUUUAGAUCUACGUCUUACAAACAUCAUAAAAGACUUACAUAAAUGCAGCGGAAAAAGGAAGACAACAGGAGCUAAGCCUUGACUAGAACUGUAGCGGGAACACCACUCCACAGGCACCCUCGAUGGCACGGACGAAGCCUACUCCUCGGAGAAACCUCCAUCUGACACAUACCCGAACUCUGGGGUUGGGAAAAAAAAAGAGCAAGACUGAGUACUACCCACUGUACUCAGCAAGUCAUACCGGAAUAGGGGUAUGAUGCAGGGAAUUAUCAAAGGAGAGCUAGAGUGGUUCAGUUGCAUAAAGCGAGCAUUUAUAAACAGAAGUUGAAAGAUUUAAACAGUUGUAAUAAUUAAUUAUUAUUAACUAUCCACUGUCCAACGCUAUCCCACGUUGCGACAGGCCCAA
Molecule: messenger RNA, 3417 nt
Organism: Oryza sativa Japonica Group (Japanese rice)
Lineage: Eukaryota; Viridiplantae; Streptophyta; Magnoliopsida; Poales; Poaceae
Source: RefSeq, a predicted model, not a curated record